Oryza sativa Japonica Group (Japanese rice) is the source of this 1949-nucleotide messenger RNA. RefSeq names its product UDP-glycosyltransferase 73C6. The record is from RefSeq and is a predicted model, not a curated record. Gene Ontology annotation, molecular function: UDP-glucosyltransferase activity. Lineage: Eukaryota; Viridiplantae; Streptophyta; Magnoliopsida; Poales; Poaceae.
GAACUUCCAUUACUACACACUACACUCCCAUUCACGAGGUCAGGAGUCCAUAGAUGACGAGUGAACAUGCGUCACUCCAAGUUGAAAGUUUAUUUUGCUAUUUUCUUCUCCGGCAUGAUCGCUCCAUCCGGCAAGUUGAUACAAGCAAACCGGCCCUCCGAUUGUUUAAUCGUCCACACGUCACUCUCCUUUGAUCCGAAGCUCAUUGACUCAAACGCCAUAAAACAACUUCGCCACAAUUCACUAGCAACAAACCACAGCCAUGGACGACGACACCGCCGGCCACGCCUCCGGCGGCUACACGACGACGGCGGCGGCGCACUUCGUGCUGGUCCCGAUGAUGGCGCAGGGCCACGCCAUCCCCAUGACCGACAUGGCGCGCCUGCUGGCCGAGCACGGCGCGGCGCGGGUCAGCCUCGUCGUCACGCCGGUCAACGCCGCCAGGAUGGCCGGGUUCGCCGCCGGCGUGGAGGAGGCCGGCCUGCCGGUGCAGCUGGUGGAGCUCCCCUUCCCGGCCGCCGAGUUCGGCCUGCCGGACGGCUGCGAGAACGUCGACAUGCUCCCGUCCAAAGACCUCUUCAGCAACUUCCUCUUGGCCUGCGGCGCGCUCCGGGAGCCGUUCGCGGCGAGGCUCCGGCAGCAACGGCCGCCGGCGAGCUGCAUCAUCUCCGACAUGAUACACUCGUGGGCCGGUGACAUCGCCAGGGAGCUCGGCGUCCCAUGGCUCACGUUCAACGGCUCCUGCACCUUCUCCUCCUUUGCCAGGGACAUCAUUUAUCGCAAAAAUCUAUUGGAGAACCUCACGGAUGAUGAGAUCGUCAAAGUCUCAGGGUUCCCUACGCCGCUAGAGUUGCCAAAAGCUAGAUGCCCUGGAACACUGUGCGUUCCAGGUCUGAAGCAAAUAAGUGACAAGAUUUACGAGGCUGAGACGCGAAGCGAUGGCAGGAUCAUGAAUAGCUUCCAGGAGAUGGAAUCUCUGUACAUCGAGUCGUUUGAGCGAACCAUAGGUAAGAAGAUCUGGACGAUCGGCCCAAUGUGCCUUUGUCACAGAGACAGCAACGCCAUGGCUGCUAGAGGAAACAAGGCGUCAAUGGAUGAUGCGAAAUGUUUGCAAUGGCUUGAUUCAAAGAAGCCUGGUUCAGUGAUCUUUGUCAGCUUUGGCAGCCUCUCCAGCACCGACCCUCAGCAGCUUGUUGAGCUGGGGCUGGGACUUGAAGCUUCCAAGAAACCAUUCAUCUGGGUGAUCAAAGCAGGAAAAAAGUUUCCAGAAGUCGAGGAAUGGCUUGCAGAUGGGUUCGAGGAGCGCGUCAAAGACAGAGGCAUGAUCAUAAGGGGCUGGGCGCCACAGAUGAUGAUCCUGUGGCACCAGGCCAUUGGAGGGUUCAUGACGCACUGCGGGUGGAACUCGACACUAGAGGGCAUCUCCGCGGGUGUGCCGAUGAUCACAUGGCCACACUGUUCAGAGCAGUUUGUGAAUGAGAAAUUGGUGGUGGAUCACCUGAAAAUUGGGGUGGAGGUUGGAGUGAAAGGAGUGACACAGUGGGGAACUGAACAAAAAGAGGUUAAGGUGACAAGGACUGCUGUGGAGACAGCGGUAUCCAUGUUGAUGGAUGAAGGGGAAGUUGCACAGGAGAUUAGGAUGAGAGCAAAAGAUUUUGGCAUGAAGGCAAGAAGGGCUUUGGAAGAGGGAGGUUCUUCCUAUAACAACAUAAAACUAUUAAUUCAAGAAAUGGGAAACAAGCAAAAUGCAUCUGGUUGAUACAUAUGGAAAUAAGCUUUAUUUUUUCUUAAUUGUAAAUCUGUAAGCAAGAACUGGAGGAUCCUAUUGUGCUUACCCUGAUUUUCAUCCCUCAAACUAUAAAGAACUGUACUCUCCCUCUGAUUCCAAAUAUAAAUCUUUUUAUACUUGUGCAAUUUGUAUAAGAAUUAAUAAAAACAACUCUAAUGAA